AUGGACCCUCAUGACGCUCAAGAAUAUCUCACGAAUCUCGCCAACACCGCGGCCGACCAGUUUCAAAAAAUCCCCGGGUCAGCCAUCUUUCUACGCUAUGUGAAGUCCAGUUACCAGAACGACCCGAUCCGGUCUGCCGUCGAACUUUUCCUUGUGCUGUUCGCAAUCCGGUAUCUUCUAGCUCCGAAAUAUUCAACGAAGCAGAAUUAUGUGAAAUUGUCGGACGAGGAGAUCGAUGACCUAGUGGAUGAAUGGACGCCAGAGCCCUUGGUUGGGAAGACCACAUCCUUUGAAGAUGCUGAAUUGGAGAGGCGUCCCAUCAUUGUCGGACCGAGCGGACCGCGGUCCAGAUUGACCAACGGCCGAACGGUGACAAAUCUGGCCUCGUACAACUUCUACAACUUUGUCUCGAACGAAAAUCUCAAAGAGCGGGCGAUUCAGACAUUGCGGACUUAUGGAGUCGGUCCCUGCGGCCCGCCCGGGUUCUACGGCACCCAAGACGUGCACAUGAAGAUCGAGGCGGACAUUGCGGCCUUCCUUGGUACCACGGCGUGCAUCAUCUAUGCUCAAGCAUUCUCCACCAUAUCCAGUGUCAUUCCCGCUUUCUCAAAGAGGGGGGAUAUCAUUGUGGCCGAUAAAGCUGUGAAUUAUGCCAUCCGAAAGGGAAUACAGAUUUCUAGGAGUGCAGUCAGAUGGUAUGAACACAAUGACAUGGAGGACUUGCAGAGGGUGCUCGCAAAGGUCACCAAAGAACAAGCCAAGAAGCCGUUGACGAGACGGUUUAUCAUUACCGAGGGCUUGUUCGAAAACGUCGGCGAUAUGGUUGAUUUGCCAAAGAUUAUUGAGUUGAAGCUCAAAUACAAGUUCCGACUGAUUCUCGAUGAGACGUGGUCGUUUGGCGUCUUAGGCCGAACCGGUCGAGGCGUGACAGAACACCAACACGUUGACGCAGCGGAGGUGGACAUGAUUGUCGGCUCCAUGGCAGGACCUCUGUCGGCCGCAGGAGGCUUCUGUGCAGGUUCAGACGAAGUUGUGGAGCACCAGCGAUUAUCGGCGGCCUCGUAUACCUUCUCGGCAGCACUACCCGCCAUGUCUGCCGUGACGGCAAGCGAGACAUUGAUGAUGUUGCAGACUCAGCCAGACCUGUUUGCUCAAUUGAAGGAGAACAUCAAGGCGAUGUGGCAGCAACUCGACCCGAGAAGCGACUGGAUGCACUGUAGCAGCGCGCCGGAGAACCCAAUCAUGAUGCUAGUGCUGAAGCCGGAGGUGGUAUCGUCGCGGAGGUUGACGAUCGAGGACCAACAGCAGUUGCUGCAGGAUAUUGUAGAGGAGUGCCUGUCACAAAACGUCCUUAUCACCCGUGUCAAGACACUCCCCGCCAGCCCCUCGGGUGCCAAAAGUGACAUUUACGCGCCUUCCCCCGCCCUCAAAGUCUGUUUGACGGUUGGCUUGACCAAGAAAGAAAUCGAGAAGGCGGGCAUCACGAUUCGGCACGCGAUUACGAAGAUCCUCACGCGGAAACGGUGA
Molecule: messenger RNA, 1527 nt
Organism: Cladophialophora psammophila CBS 110553
Lineage: Eukaryota; Fungi; Ascomycota; Eurotiomycetes; Chaetothyriales; Herpotrichiellaceae
Exons: 5
Coding region: 1-1527 (508 amino acids)
Biological process (GO): sphingosine biosynthetic process; ceramide biosynthetic process
Cellular component (GO): endoplasmic reticulum
Molecular function (GO): serine C-palmitoyltransferase activity; pyridoxal phosphate binding
Source: RefSeq, a predicted model, not a curated record